AUGUCUGUUAUAUUCGAUUAGUUGGAUAAUAUCUAAUCACUUAGAUUUAGAUUUACUUAGGCAAUCAAGUUGGGAGUCUCUCUAUAUUACAUUGAAAAUUGCAACUUAAAAAGACUAAUAGUCACUGAUAAUCAAAUCGCAUCAUAUAACGAGUCUGAAGCUAUAAAUGUUUUAUAAAACGUUUCGCAGAUAUGUUCUGAUAGUAAAACUUUGUUUUGUUUACAGACAAAUGGUGACCUUUAUUAAAUUGAUUAAUAGCCAAAAUUGCUAGUUUCUGGAAAGAACUUCAUGAACAUUACACCUACAACUGCUAUUGAUCAUUCUGGAAGAGGAUUUUUUUGGAAAAAUAAUAAACCUAUCUAUUCUCAUUGUAAACAUAUCAGUACCUAUCAAGAUAAAAUGACAUUAAUAACAAUUGGUGGAAAGAUUUUUAACAUAGAGAAUAACAAUCAAAUUCCUAUUCAAUAAUUAAAUGGUCUGGGGGUUAAUGGGUAUUUUAAGAAGUCAUUAUUGUUCUAAUUUGGUGGUAUUGCUAUUACAGAGAAUGGCGAUGCUUAUUGCUAUAAUACUAAAAUGAUUAAACUAAAAACAUCUAAUCUAGAGGAUAUUUAAGCAAGUAGUAGAUUUAUUUUUGGAAUCUAAGGAAAAUAUAUUUUGUAAUGGAAUCUAGAUGAUUUCUAAAAUCAUUAAUUUUUUGUUAAUUAGACUUUAUUUAAAAAGAUGAACUAUGGUCAUGAAUUACAAAUUAAUUGCAAAAAGAAAGAGUUUUAAGAGGUCAAAUUUAUUUUUUCAAAUCAAUAUUCUUAAUAUUGUUGCGCAUCCAUAUAAUAAAUCUCCAAAUAGAAUUAAAAUGAUUAAUCUAUUUCAGUUCUUGAAAGGACUUUCAGCAGAAGCACUGUUUAAAAUUUGAAAUAAUAAUUAUUUGAUUAAUGGGAUCCACCUUCAAAAAAGAAAGCUCAAGAAGUUAGACAAAGCAAAUUUCUUCGAGGAGAUAAAACAGAUAGAUCUGAUGCUAGUAAUCGAUAAACUGAUAGAAUGGAUAGAAAAGAUGAUGUUACUCAAUAAUUAUAAGAAUAAAAGAAUAGAUAAUAAAAUAAUAAUAACCCUAUUGAAAAAUCCACUAAAUAAGAUAAUUUUAUUUCAGAAUAAGAAUAAAAAAGUAUACAAAUUGAUGCAAACUUUAACUUCAACAAUAUUUAAAAAAAAAAGUGUGACAUCUUAGCUCCUCUUGAAAUUUCAAAAUUUAAUUUAAAGAAUAAAACAUAACAAUAAGAAAUUUUAUUAUUAGAAAAUAAAAAUAAUCAACCAAAUUAAGUUGAAUCAAUCUAAUAAAAAUAAUAAAAUUUAAUUGAAGAAUUAUUAAUCUAAUAAUAAUAGGAGGAGAAGAAAUAAGAUUUAAAAAACAAAAUGAGUGAAAUAUAAUAAAAAAUAGAAUAAUAAGUAUCAGAAGAAGAGUAAAUAUUAAAACAAAAAUAAAAAUCAUAAUAAUAGAAGUAGUAGUAGCAAUAGUAAUAACAAUAACAACAACAACAACAAUAAUAAUAACAACAACAACAACAACAACAGCAACAAUAAUAAUAAUAAUAAUAAUAAUAAUAAUAAAGUUUAGAUUAAUUAGUAAAUUCAAUAAACUCGCCUAAACAAUGUUCUGAAGAAAUAAGAUAAUCUUCAAAAUUGUUGGAUUAGUACAAAAAAUAAUUUGAUUUAAUUUUACAAUAAAGAUACGAAUAAAAUAUAGAGUAAUAAAUUGAUAAUAAUAAUAAUAAUUGUGAAAAUCUUCAAAAGAUAAAAUAAAUUGAUUAAGAUACCAUUUAUUCAUAAUAAAAUAUCAUAAGCCAAAAAUUGCAGUCAAUUAGAGAAAUUUAUGAUCAACCUAAAUUUAAAACAUAAAAUAAUAGUUUGUAUACAUUGGAUGAGGAAAGUUCAGUUGAAUAAAGCAUUUGCUAAGAAGAAGAGAAAGGAAAGUAUUAAAGAUAAAAACUUCAAAUCUAUGAUAUUUUCGAUAACUAGACAGAUUGUAAGCCAUAAUCAAAAAAUUACGAAAAUUUAUAAUAAUAGAGUUUAUCCCAAGAUUUUAAUUUGCCUAUAGCAUCUCAGGAAAAUACAAUCUAAUUGACAGAGCUAUAAUUGCCUCCGAUUUAAUCUUCAUUGAAUAGUUUUUUUAGUAAAUUAUAGUUAAAACCAGAAAAAACAAUAGAUUAAAUUCUCAAAUCAUAGACUUAAAAAGAAGAAAUCAAUGAAAAUAUUCUAUCUUCAAAUCCAAGUGAAUUAAAAUCACAAGAUGAAAUUACGUAAACAAAAAAGAUAAGGUCAUUCUUAAAGCCAGAAUAAAUGUAAAAUUAAAAAUAAAAGAAUGCCGUAGAGAUAAUGGAUCAAUAAUCUGCUAUUGAUUAUUAAAACAACAGUGAUUUUAUUGAUUAAUAGCAUGAUAGUUUUAUGCAGAUUUUACAAACAGAAAAAAAACAAUAGGAAAGUAAUAAGAUUUAAAACAUAAUGUCAAUUUUUGAUUAAAUAUAAAUAUAACCAAAAAAAAGUAGUCCUUAAAAAUUGAAUAUAUUCAAAAAAUAAGAUUAAGAAAAUAAAAUAAAAAAAAUUGAAAUGAUAUCAGAUUUUGAUGGAUAAUUAGAUGAAAAUUUAACUGAAAUAAAAAAUAUUUUGAAAGAAAAAAACUAACAAAUAAUUGAAAAAAAAUAAUCACCACUUAAACAAAAUGUGAAGUUGUAUAAAACUUUAGUUACAUUUUCUCAAGAUAUAUCACAAGAAGAAGUUGAGGAUAGAGUUAUGUAAGUUGUUAAAAUAGACUAAAAUCUAUAAACUUUAUCCCAUAAGCAUUCUCCGAUAAAAUAAAAAUCUCCUGUUAAAGAAAAUAAUUUUUCAUCAAGCAAAAACCAUUCACUUUAAUUAAGUGAAUAGAAAGUCUUGACUAAGAUUAACUAAAGUGCCGAUGUAAGACAACCAAGUUUCGAUGUUAAAAUAUCGCUAAAUCCUCCUGAUUAAAAAUAGUCAUCUUCUCGUGUUAGAGUUCAACCCUUAAAUUGCAAUGCUAUUAGACCUGAAAAAAUAUACACUCCUCUAAGGAGCAGAAGAAAUAGCACUGCAAGAGGAUCAAGUGUUGAAACUAAUAGAUUUAAAUAAUUGUAAAUUGAAACUUAAGUUGCAGUACCAGAAACAAAAUAAAAUUAAACGCCAUUAAUAAAUAAUUUUGAAGCUUUAGAUUUAAGUAAUGCCAUGUAUCACGUUGAUUAAACACUUAUUGAAGAUACAACAAAGCGUACUCCAGUUGCUUAACCUCUUGAUGUGAUUAAUGUCAACUAGCAAUCUAAUUAAAAAAUACUGAAGGAACCAUAACUAAUAAGAGUUGCUUCUUCUUCUUAAAUUCCACCUUCUCUACGAACCAACAGCGUAGGGCCAAGCAGUAAAAAAACUGAAGUCUCUCCUGUAAAAGUUUAAAAAUAUAUGAAAAAUGCACCAUCUUCAAAGAGUGAUAAUGAUGAGUCAUUAAAAUUGAAAAAAAGACAACAAGACAUUAUUUUAAGAAAGUUAUUCUUUAGAUUAGAUAUUCAAGUUAAACUUAUUAAAUUGGAGUUUAUGUUUAAUUUGAAAUAGUAGAAUGGAAAAUGA
Paramecium tetraurelia is the source of this 3621-nucleotide messenger RNA. RefSeq lists its product as uncharacterized. Lineage: Eukaryota; Ciliophora; Oligohymenophorea; Peniculida; Parameciidae. The transcript has 4 exons. The record is from RefSeq and is a predicted model, not a curated record.